Messenger RNA from Neospora caninum, 1224 nucleotides. RefSeq lists its product as hypothetical. The record is from RefSeq and is a predicted model, not a curated record. The coding region runs from base 1 to 1224 and encodes 407 amino acids. Lineage: Eukaryota; Apicomplexa; Conoidasida; Eucoccidiorida; Sarcocystidae. The transcript is spliced from 3 exons.
AUGGAGAAGAAGCGGGAAAACGGUGGUCACCCUGCCGCAAAGGGAAACCGUGUCCAGCUGAAGAAGGCAAAAGGCACUGAGGACGCUGCAGUCCCCGAGGCAGAUGCCUCUGCACAGAAGAAACAGGCGGAAGCUGAGGCGAAACUGAGAGCGAUAUGCGCUGCGUUUUGGGGAGACGACGAAGAGGAGAGUGUCCCAGCUUGUUCUCCUCUGCAGGAUUCUUCUACUGGAGACGGCGAGGUAAAAACACGCAGCCGGAGCAGCGACUGCGCCACGGAAACUGCAGGAGCUUCAUCCCACCCUGAGCGUUCCGCGGUGCACGAGAGCCGAUCGACGGGAAAAGUGAGACAAGAUCGCUCCAGUAAGAAGCAGCAGAAAGCCUUCUCGACUUUGCUUGGAGAUGAUGUGCCGUUGGAAGCUUUGGGCGCCUCGCUCUCCGUCUCACAGUUGGACUGUGGCCUUCCGUCGAAAAAGCGACUGAGGGGAGAAAAAGGGGGAUUUCUUGACACCGUUUCAAGCGAAUCUUCCCCCUCCGAUUCUCGCGUACCACCCGUGUCGGUCUCCCGGCGGCUUGGUCUUUUCGGCGAAGACUUUCCUGCGUCUGGACGCUCUUCUGCGACAGCCGAUGACCACGAGAGUCAUGCGCAUGCCACAUCUGGAGGGUUUUCCGGCAGCGUCUCAGGGAAGGAGAACCACGCCCAUGCGUGCGGCGGCCAUUCUCCGAGUUCUGGUUCUGGUGCCAAAAAAUCCGGACGGUCACGGGCGGGGCAAGGUGCUAGCAACGCUGUAUCUGCGGCGGAGGCAGCGAGGAGGAAGGAGGAAGAAGAAAGGAGGAAAGAGAAGGAAAUGUUCGAUGAAACCGUCAGGGAUAUCCGCAAACUCGUGUAUCCGCAUCUUGGAACCUUCCAACGCCGCCAGUACGUCAGCACUGCGCUUCGUGCCUUGGGAGCGAAGCAACUAAAAGAACAGCGGAGGCCGUUACCAGAACUGCUGUCUAGGCAGGCGAAGACCAAGGCGAACAUCGCAAAGAGACUGGAAGAAGAGAAGCACCUCGGGGUGUCCACGCACCUCGAUAAGCGAGGAAACCUGCAGACUGGGGAACGGUACAAGAAGAAGCAGCGAGACCAAAAGCGUGGCCGUCAGGACUUGCGCAAUACGCUUAGCGCAGCUGGUCAUCUAGACAGAAAGCAAGUGAAGAAGCUGCGACUGAAAACAUCAUCGUAG